AUGGCGGAGGGAGCAACGCUGUUCCCCGUCCUCAAAGCGCCCCAGCUGCACGAAGGGACUGGGCUAAGGGGCACAGAGAGACCUUCACCCACCGUGGAUCAGGGAGGCACCCGAGCUGCGCGGGAGCCGAGGCCGUGUCCUGACAGCAGACGAGGGGCGUCAGGCCCACCAGAGGCAGUGAACUUGCCUUGGGUAGGUGGCCAAAGGGGCUCUCGAGGACAGGAGGGGCCUGGAAGCCGAUGGCGCCACUCCCGCCGAACCCGGCCCAAGCCCAGCUCCCAACCGGAGCCUCGCCUGGCAAUGCCGUGUGAAUCCCGCUCUGCCCCAGGUGCCCAUAGCUCUGGCUCUGACAAUGAGGUCUGAUAUUUCCAAAAUUUGCGUUCCUUGGAAACAGGAAGUUCAUAUAGCCCUCAUAGCCAAUCAAGAGAGAAAGAUGAGGGCCCCAUAAAGGGAUUCCCAAAGACAACGGAAUGGUUUGGAGGAGAUUCUGUUUUCCAGGCUUCCCGGGACAGCAGACGCUUCUGGUCCCUUGAUUCGGCUUGCCUGCUCUCCAUUGAACUGUACACAGCCGAGGGGCCUCCACUUCCUUUGCUAUUUUAUGGGGUAGAUUGAUAGGAAGGUUUCCAAGUCUAAGGCUUAGAAUAAGAGGCAUUAGGAAAUGCCAUUUUGCAGUCCUCCAAAUGGCAACUUUAAGAGGUACAGGACAAGGCAGUGUGCAGGACGAAAUAGGCCUAUGGCCUGCUGCAAAUUUCACAGGCUGGAAGUGUCAAUGGGGACUUUCCCCCUUGGGAGGCUUCUUGGUACCAAUUAUGCUCAAGACCGCAAUACCUCAAGGACCACCUAUUCUCAUAGGAAGCGGCCCAGAUCCUGUGAUCAUCAUCAGAGACCCUUCUUUGUGUGCCUCCUCUGCAAUAGGUCCAUAUGUGGCCUUUUCUGUGGUGACUCCUCGCUUGUGAAAUGCUCUAUACACACACACACACACACACACACCCCUCUUGAGUAUAAUUUAUUUGGAUACAACCCAUGGCCUCAAAUUAUUUCUGCUCUAAGGGUAUUCCAUCACUCUACAGUGGUACCUCAGGUUAAGUACUUAAUUCGUUCUGGAGGUCCGUUCUUAACCUAAAACUGUUCUUAACCUGAAGCACCACUUUAGCUAAUGGGGCCUCCUGCUGCCGCUGCGGCACCAGAGCAUGAUUUCUGUUCUCAUCCUGAAGCAAAGUUCUUAACCUGAGGUAAUAUUUCUGGGUUAGCGGAGUCUGUAACCUGAAGCAUCUGUAACCUGAAGCGUAUGUAACCCAAGGUACCACUGUAAUUCAUUUGCCUCCCAGACUUCGGCUACUGUCCUAGCCAAGGGUCCACAUAACCAGACACUUUGAGAGUCAGGAUGCAGAACGUGAUGAAUAACAAGCUUGUCCCAGCGCAAUAGUUCUUCCGUGCACAGUAGCUGGUGUCUCUGAGCAGGUGUAGGCACCGUAGGCCUUGUGCCUUGGCAUCAUGCCAGGGUCAGUUGCUAACUAUUUACAUUCCUGGCCUAUUCUGGGAGCUGAGUUGCCAGCAAACUUAGUGUGCUGUGGACUUCGGCCCUGGCCCUGCAGUUGCAUCAUGUUGCACCAGUGUUUUUUCCCAGACAGCCAUGUUUGCACGUUGCCUCUUUCUCUAGCCAAACCAACUAUCCCAAGAACUUUAAUCCCAUUGUGCCCCUCUACCCUACAGCCAGAUACUUGAAUGUCAGCAGAACUGCUCCCCGCCAAGGCCAGUUGUGGAAGCUGUGCAACUGGUGGACUCAGUGUCUCAGGUCUUGGGUUCAAAUUCCUACACGACAGAAGCAGCAAGGAAGGGGAACAGGAACAGGAGGGGGGAAAGCAGACCCGGGCACUGCUUCCAAACAACGGCUGAGGGGGAGCGGGAUGUCUCCGCCCCGCUCCCAGUCCCACCACUCUGCGCUCCCUGAGAGUGUUGCCUGCCUAAUCUGUCAAGAUGACCAACAGCAAGGGGAAGAGGAAGGGGACACGUUACAUGUUCUCAAGACAAUUUCGCAAACAUGGUGUUGUCCCUCUUGCCACCUACAUGUGCAUCUAUAAAGGUGGUUUUGUUGACAUAAAGGGCAUGGGCGCAAUUCAGAAAGGCAUGCCCCACAAAUGUUACUAUGGCAAGACUGGAAGGAUCUACAACAUUACCCAGCAUGCUGUGGGCAUUAUUGUGAAAAGAAGGUUAAGGGCAAGAUUCUUGCCCAGAGAAUUAAUGUGCAAAUUGAGUAUAUCAAGCACUCUAAGAGCAGAAACAGCUUCUUGCAGUGGGUGAAAGACUAUGAAAGAAAGGGGGGGAAAGGAAAAGAAAAGGGAAUUUGGUUUGAACUAAAACACCAGCCUGCUCCUCCAAGAGAAGCCCACUUUCUGAGAAAAAAUGGCAAGGAGCCAGAGCUGCUGGAACUCAUUUCAUAUGAGUUUAUGACAUACUUGUAUAUGAACAAAAUGAAAUCUCAUGUUGACUACCUAAAAAACAAAACAAAAACAGAAGCAGCAAGAAGGCAGAAGUAGUUACCUGGUAAAAGGGAGGGGAUACCUUGUUUUGGUGGCUGGUUCUGCUCUGAUCAAUAGCAUACAGUGAGGCUGAACGUUAUACCCAAGUGUGUAUAAUAGUCUCUGUGUUAAAAAAAGUUGCACAAAGGAAAGCCGAAUUUGCAUCCACAUUAAUUUAUUGUUCUUCUAGUUAUCUCUCAGAAGGGCAAUGGGAAAGCGCUGAAGCCCCCCGGAAAUCCCCUCUUAUCCAGCUUCUGUAAUUUCAUCAGGAUUUCCUAUAUCUUCACAGCAAUUGUCUUUCUCGGUCAUUCCAUGUCAAAUGAUCUGACUUUUUUUACCUCAUGUCAUCCAAUUUUCUUAAUAUUUUGUACUCUUGUUGAAUGAGGAAAACUAAGUUUAAAUCUAGAAUUUUAGCAUUUUAUCUCAUCCCAUUUCUUCGUUAUGAGGGCUUGAAAUUUCAAAAAAGUGUCAAUUUUGGAGCGCCAUUGAGGCUCCCAGGCUGUGUGUAAGUGUGUGCAAAUGUGCAUGGGGUGGUGGUGUGGGGUGCCAAAUUGGGCCCUUGACCCGGGUGAAAUAAAGCCUAAUUUAGCCCCUGCUAUUAGCCCCAUCUCAAUCUGCUUCAAGUUUUUGAAUAUCUUCUUCACCUCUUAGGAACAGAUCACUCUGGAGCCCAUCCAUACAUGGGGCUAUCCAUACACCCAUGUCCUCUAAAUACGGUAUCAGAGGUGGUAUGAGCAGUUUUUGCCAAAGUUGGGAGUCAUUUUGGGGGGACUGAACUUGUGGCUUUGUACCCAGUGGUGGUCAGGCCAAAGGAUGCCAAUCUAAGCCCAGCAAUCUCCUCACUGUGGCCACCCAGAUUCCCUGUAUUGCAAGGUGUAUUGCCAGAUGAUCCUCAGGGACAAUUCUAUUAUUCUAAGUAUGCAAGCAUUUGCACUCCCGCUAUCCUAACCCAACACACACACACACACACACACACACACACACACACAGCGAGUGAGACAGAGAGAUUUAAACUAGGCCAUUCAGUGUUCAGUCACCAGAGGUGAAUAUGCAAGAAAGUGCCUGGUUUUUUGCCUGACAGAACACCUAAGGAGCCAGAUCCUUGGUUCAGGUAGCUCAGGACUGUCUUCCUCUGGAUUAGCUGCCAGCAGCUCACCAGGGUUUCAGAACAGAGUUUUCCCAAGCCUUACCUGGAAAGGCUGACUGAAGUUGUGGCCUUUCACAUGCGCUGAACUAUGACCUUUCCCAUUCAGUACCUUGUAUGCUGCAUGAAAAAGGCCCCCAGGUGGGUCAAUCCUUGGAAUAUCUCGGGGAGGCUGGGAACAACUACUUGCAACCCCUUGGAGAACCGUUGCCAGGCAGUUUAGAACUGGGACGAGGAACCCAAGGAUUACAACCUAAUACCCACAAGAGACUGAGCCUUUCUGUUGUGGGGAGGGGACUCUGCAAUCUUGCAGCUCAGCAAACACGGGCCAUUUGGCCUUGACCAGCUAUUAGCUGCAGCUUCAAAAUGAUUUUUCUUACAGGUCAAUGGUAGGGAAAAGGUUUCCCACCCCGGUAGAACAUUGAGCUAGAUGAACAAUUGCCUGACUCAGGUUCACAUGCUGGUGGCGUGAGGGGGGAGGGGUAGUGAUGGCAAUAGUGGUGAGUUCCUCCACCUUUUCCCCCAGAUAAAGCCACUGCUAAGAGCUACCAUCUCCAUUCCUCUGCCCAUGCACAUACUUCUUCAACAUGACAAUGGCACCGGGGGAUGCCAGCAUUAAACAUGGGAGUGUGAUUUAUUUCACAUGCUUGACUCUCAUCCUUGCAAUCCCAGCAUAUCUCAACAAAGAGAGAGAACCCAUAUCUUGAGCUUCCCAGCCUGGUGCGAUCAACUCCCUUUUGACUUCUGCUAAUUAACUUAAUAGUAAUUAAGUUUUAUCCAUUUUAAUGCUGUGUAAGUAUUUUGAACCAUUUGGAUACUGUAUAAAAAAUAGGGCGUGGGCUAUCUAGCCAGGUUCAGUGCUUUUCAUUCCCACUGAAUUCAAAAGAAGUAUUAUGAAUAAUGUUUUCUCCCCUUAGAAUUUAUGGGGCAUGGAAUAUAAACCAUCUUGAGUCUCAUUGGAGAAGGUAUUGAAUCAACCAAUUAUUUGUCUCUCCCUUCUUGCCAGAUUUAAUAAGCCUCACCUUCUGUUGCCAGAAUUUGUAGUGAUGCCUUUGCAGGCAGUUUAAUUCACAAAUAGCAUUGAUACUGACGUUAUUUCUGGUGUUGCUGGUGGUGCAACAACAAUCUCACCACCGUGGUAUGUGAUGGGGUUCAUUUCCUUGUCACAGUCAGGCUACUAAUACGUAGCACUGACCAUUUGUUCCUCUAAGUGAUUCUACACUCUGGGGAAACGGAGCAGCAGGGAGUCCCUGUGACAGGGCAAUAAAGGGCCGGGCAAUACAGAACCCCAAUUACACAGCCAGAGUUAGGUCAAUGAAGUAAAUUUGCACAGGUUCUUUAGUUUACAUUGUAUAUUCCAGAUGCGAAACGUAGCUGCAGAAAAGUGGUUACAGAAGCUGUUAGUACGGACAGCACUGCAAUCCAAAGGUUUGUCUCCAUCAUAGAAGUUAAGAUCGCAACCCCAGCGAGGGACCUUGGCACCUGAGCAAAACUUCGCUGAUGUAUCAAGGUGAUGGAACCCUGAUCAGUGCAAAUAAUGUGGCACCUCACCUGCCACAGACGUCAUGGCACAGAAAGGGAAACCAGUUGAUAAUCCCAGACACAUUUCCUCACCUUUGUUAAUAAUCACCAGAGGAUUUAUCGGCAGCAGAUAAGGAGUUUGUGGCUUCUGAAAGAUGAGAGUUCCAGGAAGCAAUCAUUUCAGAAGGCUUUUAAGUAAUUUAUCUGCUUGCUAGCAUACUGUGGUGCUUGAUAGAUGUGAUUAGAGGUUCUACCUGUUCUUACCUGUAUCUUGGGAGUUUUCUCUGUGCCCACUAACAUCUUCUCAAAAUUGUUGCUUUAAAGUUUAAAGACUCAGAACCAGUGAAGGUGGUGGAUGUCCUGUGUGAGUGUCUGGAGGCGGUUGAAGGAUGGAUGGCAGCUAACAGAUUGAGGUUGAAUCCUGACAAGACUGUUUUGGGGGGACGGGGUGAGCAGGUGUGGAGGAAUCCCUGGUCCUGAAUGGGGUAAUUGUGCCCCUGAAGGACCAGGUGCGUAGCCUGGGAGUCAUUUUGGACUCACAGCUGUCCAUGGAGGCACAGGUCAAUUCUGUGUCCAGGGCAGCUGUCUAACCAGCUCCAUCUGGUACGCAGGCUGAGACCCUACCUGCUUGCAGACUGUCUCACCAGAGUGAUGCAUGCUCUAGUUCUCUCCCACUUGGACUACUGCAAUGCACAUUUUCUCUGGGGUUGUUCCCACAUCCCACCCCUAUGCUUUGCCAUUUUCUCCCGCCUUAAGCCCCUCUUCACUCUGGGGCCAUGAAAAGCCUUUCCCAAUGCAAACUCCUGCUUUGCUUUACAUCAUGGCAAAUUGUGUUCCCUUUCCUCAGGCACCUGUUUCCACCAAAGGGAGCCUGCAAUCCCCUUUUGCUAAGCCCUUCCUCCCCAACUGGAGGAAAACUCCCUGGGGCACUAGGUGA
Molecule: messenger RNA, 6121 nt
Organism: Podarcis lilfordi (Lilford's wall lizard)
Lineage: Eukaryota; Metazoa; Chordata; Lepidosauria; Squamata; Lacertidae
Source: the annotation of a GenBank genome assembly